Anthostomella pinea is the source of this 225-nucleotide messenger RNA. The record is from the annotation of a GenBank genome assembly. NCBI's taxonomy places the organism in Eukaryota, Fungi, Ascomycota, Sordariomycetes, Xylariales, Xylariaceae.
AUGGCUGAAUCCCAUCCACCCCUUUCGGUCCAAGGCGAUCUAGAGGUUGUCCAGGCGCUCCCGGUCAAAGCUCAUUCUGAUUGGCCGGAUCAGAUCUUGUCGUCGGAUGACUAUCUUCCCGUGGACCGCAUGAGCUACUUCAACUUUGAGUGUGCUUCCCUCGAUGACGAUGAUUUUGGCUCCUUGAACCAGUGGGCCGCCGACGAAUCGGCCUGCGACAAAUGA